Messenger RNA from Gigantopelta aegis, 3394 nucleotides. RefSeq lists its product as uncharacterized. The record is from RefSeq and is a predicted model, not a curated record. The transcript is spliced from 2 exons. NCBI's taxonomy places the organism in Eukaryota, Metazoa, Mollusca, Gastropoda, Neomphalida, Peltospiridae. Bases 1682 to 2965 code for a protein of 427 amino acids.
CGCUUUCGUUCAGAUCUAUGCAUAAUCCCGCCUACUUCUGUUUUUACACCAAACCUAAAACGCGCAGAUGACCGGUGCAUCGCAGCGAGCCGGGCGUUAGAAAAAAAUAGUAUGGGAGAUAUAUGUUUUAUUACAGUUGGCUGGUUAUACUGUAUUACCACUGAAAUGGAAUAUGCUGGUAGGUGGGGUUUCUGGCAACAGGUGAGACGUACACGUCUUUGGCAUCACAGUACAGAGUUGGCGUGACUACCUUGUCCAAAAUUGUACCUGAGGUAUGUGAGGCUAUCUGGAUUACGAUGCAGGAACACUUCAUGCCUUUCCCUAAAACUAGUGAAGAGUGGCGUGCAAAAGCUGUGAAUUUUGCUCAAAGGUGGGACUAUCCACAAUGCAUAGGUGCCAUAGAUGGGAAGCAUGUACUAAUUGAAGCCCCAGCCAACACAGGGUCUCAGUACUGCAACUACAAGCACACAUUUUCAGUGGUGCUACUAGCUUUGAUUGAUGCACAUUACAGUUUCAUCUACAUUGAUAUAGGAGCAUAUGGAAAACAAUCUGAUGGUGGUAUUUAUUCUGCUUCAACGUUGGAAAGAGCAUUGUCACCUCCAAAUUCACUGCAGUUACCCAAGGAUGAUGUUAUUAAUGGGGAUGAGGAAUUAGGUCCAAUGCCCUAUGUGGUAGUAGCAGACGAGGCUUUUCCGUUGCAACGACAUAUGAUGAGGCCCUAUCCAGGAAAAAACACAAGUGAGGAACAAGACGUCUACAACUACCGCCAUAGUCGUGCAAGAAGAAUUGUAGAGAAUGCCUUUGGGAUUUUAUCACAAAGAUGGCGAAUGUACCACACUAAAAUUGCAGUUAUGCCAGAUAGUGUCAAUUGUUAAGGCAACAACUGUGCUGCACAAUAUGUUACAAAGAAAAUCUAAGACAACCACAGAAUUGUUGGAUGACACCAGUUGUGACCAAGCAGCAGGCCUUCAACCACUAGAUAGAUUGGGCACAAGAGGCACAGCUGAGGCAAUACAGAUAAGAGAAAUGUUUACCAGAUAUUUUAACAGACAUCCUUUACCAUGGCAAGUACAAUAUGUUCGAAGAGGACUAAAUAUGUAAAGCACUAUGUACCUUGGAGUAUCUGGUUCUUGGUAUGUCUCUGCAGCACUUUCCUCCUCCAUUUCAUCGUGACUAUAGCGGGAUUCCUCUCCUUCUGAAGAACUUCUGAAGAUAAUCUUUAUUCCGUCUUUCUUUUAAAAUGUUCCUUAUAAACGUAUUGUUUUUCCUAAGUUGGUUAUUAUGAAAGUGAAGGUAUUUGUUUUUAGAGUUAAGAAUUAGAGGUUGAGUUAUAAAAUACAUUAAAAUGUAGUAUAAAUAUAAAUACGCACCUCCGCCCAGACACAUGAUCAACCAGAAAUGUCAACUGGUCAUACAAUGGCCAUUUGUUGAUAGUUUUAGCUGCCAAACCGCUCUUACACAUGGCAAUUUCUCUCCUUUUUUUGGUGAAAGCGUCAAGCUUUUGCUUCCAAACUUUCUUCCAGUCAUCCCCUGAAAUACAUUUUGUUUCAAGUAUAUAUUUUAAUAGCAUAGCCCAGAACAGAACAUGGUAAAUAAUAUAAUGGAAUAUGCAAUACAAUAUAAUAACAUAUUUUAAAAUACAUGUUAAAUGAAUUGAAAGCCAUGUAUUACUGUUAUUUCGAUGUCAAGGUCCUCGUGUGGGAGAGAGAGAGAGAGAGAGAGAGAGAGAGAGAGAGAGAGAGAGAGAGAGAGAGAGAGAGAGAGAGAGAGAGAGAGAGAGAGAGAAGCAAAACAGGUAACUGGUGUAGUUUACAGAGCGAGCAUUCACUCAUGGUGCAGUACAGUAAGCCACAAUUGUACUGGGGUAUCUAUAGCCACAGAUGACAUAGCAACAAUCUCGGAAACCAUUCUUUAUUUUCUAUGCUUAUUAUAUGCCGACGAUACUGCGCUUCUCGCAACAAACGCCUUCGAUUUACAACAAUCCCUUAAUGCCUUUUUACAAUAUUGCAAUAAAUGGAAACUUAAAGUUAACGUAAACAAAACUAAAAUAAUAAUUUUUAAUGGUACUGCUACUGACUACAAGAAGGUAUUUACAUUAGGAAACCAAACACUCGAAAACGUAAAAGAGUACAAAUAUUUAGGGUUAACUUUUACCAAAUUAAAUAGGUUUAAAAUCACCAAAAAACUGCUAACACAAAAGGCGACAAAAUCAAUGUACUUUAUCCUAUCAAAAUCUAAAGACAAUAACUUUUCAGUUGAAUGUAAAUUAAAAUUAUUUGAUUCCAUGGUUGUCCCGAUUCUUUUAUAUGGAUGUGAAAUAUGGGGCCAUGAAAAUAUUGAUAUUAUUGAAGCUAUUCAUAUUAAAUUUUUAAAACACAUCCUACCAGUAAGGAAAGGAACCCCACUAUUCAUGAUAUACGGUGAACUUGGAAGAAAACCCCUUAAAUUAAUUAUCCAACAAAGGAUGAUAAGUAUCUGGUCCCGAAUUGUUUCUGGAAAACAAACAAAAACAUCCUUCUUAUUGUAUAAACUAAUGUUACACGACUCUAACAUAUCUGGAUAUAAUUAUAAGUGGAUAAAACACGUGGAAAAUAUAUUUAACCAACUAGGUAUGACCAGUAUUUGGAUGUCACAAAACGUUUCAUCUAUACCACUACUUAUUCAUCACGUUAAAUUGAGACAAAACGAUCAGUACCUACAACAAUGGAAUAGCGACAUAGCUUCAUCAUCAAGGGGUGAAAUGUACACCACAUUUAAAGAACACCUAACAUUAGAAAAAUAUAUUAUAAAAUUACCACAAAUAUCCUGGACUACGUUACUAAAAUUUAGAACAUCAAACCAUUACUUACCAAUCGAAUCAGGACGAUGGAACAACACCCCAGUAGAAAGCAGACUAUGUACACUAUGUAACAAAAAUGACAUCAGAGACGAAUUUCACUAUCUACUUACAUGCUUUUUUUUUUAAUAACUCCCGAAAAAAAUUGUUAAAGCCAUAUUAUUAUAACAAACCCAAUAUACUGAAAUUUAAACAAUUAAUGACAAAUGACAAAAUAAGUCUUCUAAAAAGGUUGUGCAAAUUAAUAAAGAAAUUACGGAUAAAUUCGGUAAACCUUAAAAAGAAUUGUCUUCCAAGCUUAUGCUGUCUUAUUCCGACUACUACUAUCCGUGUUUGCAUAUAUAUAUAUGUAUAUAUGUAUGUAUGUGUGUGUAUAUAUAUAGAAAUAUAUUUCAUUUUGUAUUAUUAUUAUUAUUAUUAGAAAUUUUUGUUUUGAUAUUGUACAUGUAAAUUUUCUCCUGUAAACCCCAUCUUGUCACUCAUAUAAUUAUUGUUAAUAUACCUCAUAUGCCGCUGAAUAGCGGCCUGAGUGAAAUAAAGUUCUGUUCUGUUCUGUUC